GGCUUAUGAAGUUUGGUUAUGCUUUUGCUAUUUUAAGGUAAUAUGCCUCCAAAGGCAUCGAAAAAGGCGGAACCCAAGGGAGGUAAGGCUCCCGCAGGAAAGAAGAAGGAAGGAUCCGGAAAGGCCAAGAAGAAGAAGUGGUCUAAGGGAAAAGUUAGGGAUAAGCUCAACAAUAUGGUUCUGUUCGAUCAAGCCACAUACGACAAGUUGUACAAGGAGGUUAUCACCUACAAGCUGAUCACUCCAUCAGUGGUAUCAGAGCGAUUGAAAGUCCGAGCAUCUCUCGCAAAGGCUGGUCUUCGCGAAUUACAAGCUAAGGGACUAGUGAAAUGCAUUGUCCACCACGGAGGUCAGAUCGUGUAUACGCGAGCUACCAAGGAGGCAGAUGUCAUUGUUGAGUAA
Molecule: messenger RNA, 402 nt
Organism: Cylicocyclus nassatus
Lineage: Eukaryota; Metazoa; Nematoda; Chromadorea; Rhabditida; Strongylidae
Source: the annotation of a GenBank genome assembly